AUGCCAGCCAGCCCAUCUGUCAAUGGCAGACCCUUCCUCCUCGUUUUGCCACUCCAGCCUUGGUCGCCCAAAGUGGAAACAACACCAACCGCUCUAUCGACGGAUGUCUACAUACCCGCAUUCCCUCCAAACGCUAACGAUACCUUGGGGCUUGGGGCGCUAGGUUUCUCGACUUUUCAAGCUAGCAAGCCUUGCGAGAGACACAAGGAGCAACAAGGUUGA
Molecule: messenger RNA, 222 nt
Organism: Fusarium proliferatum ET1
Lineage: Eukaryota; Fungi; Ascomycota; Sordariomycetes; Hypocreales; Nectriaceae
Exons: 2
Coding region: 1-222 (73 amino acids)
Source: RefSeq, a predicted model, not a curated record